Cynoglossus semilaevis (tongue sole) is the source of this 7558-nucleotide messenger RNA. RefSeq names its product transmembrane and immunoglobulin domain-containing protein 1. The record is from RefSeq and is a predicted model, not a curated record. The transcript is spliced from 10 exons. The coding region runs from base 3828 to 4586 and encodes 252 amino acids. Gene Ontology annotation, biological process: cell-cell adhesion. Gene Ontology annotation, cellular component: plasma membrane; cell-cell junction. NCBI's taxonomy places the organism in Eukaryota, Metazoa, Chordata, Actinopteri, Pleuronectiformes, Cynoglossidae. Gene Ontology annotation, molecular function: cell adhesion molecule binding.
UCAAAAUGGAGGCUAAAGGGACUCUUAUUGACUGAGUGACUUAUUUAUUGGCAGAGCAAACAAGUGAAAGAGUUGAUCAAGGUGAGAGCCAUAGGUGAAAUGAAGAUAUGGCAUAGAGAUAUGGUUCAUAUAGGUCAAACGUAUUCAACAUAACGUUGUAGUUUGUUUUGUGUGUGUGUGUGGUAUGGCCACCUGUGGGGACAUAUGUAUAAAACACUGUUGUUGUGGGGACAGUUUUUGUCUGAGUUGAACGUUUUGGAGUUAGGAUUAGAAUUAGGAUGAGGAUUGAGUUUAAUGGCUCGUGCAUGCUAACGACUUCAGGAGUGAAUUGUUUGUGCUUGGUUUGUCCUUGCAGAGCUCAGCAGUAAUCUCGUGGGGAAUGUUUGGACGUUGUACACAGCAAGUCCCACUGAAGGCGUAAAAGUUACAGCUUUUACGUGUUCCCUUUGCACGUCUGUCUCUCUCUCUCUCUCUUUCACUCUCCUUCUUUGUGUGUGUGUGUGUCAGUGGUUGGUUUGUUAACCUCUGAGCUUAUCAUGCUCCCAGUGUACUUUGACCCUGCUGUCUCUAUCCCUGUAUGGGACCUGUAUUCAUUCAUUUCUACCUGACUUUAUUGUGAACCACAACUUCUAAUGAGAGCAAAUGAUUAUCAAAUGAUUACGUGUCAUUCAGACAGUUACUCCUUGCGAUUAAACACUGAUGAACACAUCCACUUUCACAAGCAUUCAUGUUAGUGUGUGUGUUGUUAGCAGAGCAGAAAACAAAACGCUGGUGAGUGGAUGUUUGUUUAUGUAAGUUCCAAUAAUAACAUGUGCUGCAAUUGUUGUCAACCUUUGACCGUGGACCAUGUUUUCAAAAGCCAGUGUGUAACCGUGAAGGCUGAGUGUUUAACUUCAGUUUGUAAUACACCACAGGCGACGUUCCUGUUCCUCCUCGGUUUAAUAUAAUACUGCAACAUAAACUCAUCAGAGAAGGAUUUUUUUUGUCUUAUGGUGCAGCUAAGGUCUAAACCUUUUACUGACAGUUCACUCACUCUUGAUGAAUGCGCCUUUUCUGCUAAGAUUUGAUGUCCAACUAACUUCUGAUUUAAAAUCCCACAGUUUAUUGUUUUAUUUUCGAUAAACUUUCCAUUAAGGGCAGUCUAUACCAGUAUGUUUAUGGGAAAUCAAGCAUAUCAUAACCGAGGUUAUAAAAACACUAUGACUAUACAAUAUUUGAAGUCACUUCUGAAACCAGCAGGUGACAGUAUGGUUGACUUAUAUGCCAUUUAGUGAUGUGUCUUUUUAACAGAAUGUGAAAGUAACUGAGUAGAACAAAUACCUGUAGCUGAUGUGAAAUAGUACACACCGAGAUGCCUUUGUGAAGGACAUACUGUGUCUGUGGCGAGUGAAGUAAACCAUUGACAAUAGGUCAUCUAUGCAGUAGUGACUUUCUUAAGCAGAAUACUCCAAGCCACUUUUUGUAAUAAUCUGACCAAGGAGCUCCAGGCCUUUGCAGAGAAGCAGUGAAGGUAUUGAGUCACACUGACGAUUGGCUUUGGCUGAGCUCGUAGGUUUGCUCCUCUCUUACUGUCUUGCUGAUUUAAAUUUGAAAAUUUCAAAGUGUUCCAGUGUGUGGCAGCGAGUGGCACGCUGUAUAUUAGCAGCGGACGUAGCCGUCAGUAGCUAUUAGUCAGCAGCAGUGAAAGAUGCCGCAGUGUGCUCAGCUGCUUCUCAAAGUAAGAUCUUAAGAAUGGAUGUCCAGGAGAAAUCAAGGCUAAAUCUCGCUUGAGAUUUAAAUGUUUUUACACUGAUAGUCUACUGUGGUCUUUGACAAAACAUGAAACAUUUUCUUAAUUAGAACUUUAUUGUUAGAAAAAGAAUAGAUGGCAAAUUGCACAUGGGUGGAUGUCACUUUUUUGGUCACAUUCUCAAUGAGAGGUUUAAUAAAAUCAGUACAUUAUUUUAAAAAGGGCCAACACUACUGAAUAAGACCACCAAAUGCCCAGGUGAAUGUUUAUUGAUGUUAUAAAAUGUAAUAAUAGUUCUUGGAAAGUUGUUGCACAAGUGUUGUAAUGCUGAGUGAGUGAAAGAGGAGCCAGGAAAAUGGCCGACUACUAGACAAACACUUUCUUCUGCUUUACUUAGAUUUCACAUUCUUACUCUUAUAUAGAACUAAAUGUAUUGCUUUAUUUAUUGUAUAUAAUUGCCUAGUAUCAGCCUUCUUAUCAUUUAUUUUGUCUUGCAAGACACAGAGUACGGUAGUCUCCAGUGUAGUCUGGUGUUUGGACUGAGCUGCACUGCCACCAAUUGGCAGCCAGUGUAGGUGAAACAAAAAAGUUUUCAGAUCAUGAUGGCCAGACAGAGGGCUGAAGCCAGAGAGCAGUUUUGUAAAAUACAUUUAAAAUAAUAAUAACUGUAUUUUUUCAUGCCCACAGAGAUAAUCAUAGACUUAAAACACUUAAACUUUUAUCAUGUAUCAUAUUAAUGAAUGACUCCAAGUGACUGCUCUAAAAGCCUGUCGUAACAGUUAAUCAAUGUCUCUCUCUAGUGGGUGAGAGAGGGAGAAAACACAUCAUCUGUUAUUGUUAAACUUUUUUCUAUUAUGUCUAGCUUUUCUUAUUCCUUGUCUGACCUUUAGUCAAGAUCAAAGAGUUAAGAUACGUUACCUGUAAGCCUUUUGGUAAACUAUUCAGCAACUUUUUAUGGUCUUUGCUUAGGUUUUUCCAAGGAUAAGAUAACCUUUAGUCAUUUUUGCUUACACUUGUCUAGAAGCAUUGACAUAACCCCGGUGUAGUGCCCAGAGAUACAUGGCUAGACUUUUCACCGUUGUGAGACUUGUGACAUUAUCCAUAUACAUUGGGUUAUCUUUAUAAAAAAAAAAAAAAAAGGAAACCUGUGUUUUCUUAAUGUGUGAAAAUGCAUUUGUGCGCCGGUUAAUUGUAAUAUCCGUUGUUAAUAUCCGUUCGCAUACAAUGUAGAGGAACAUAGCUACAAUUUAUGCAUACACACUUGACGCAUGACACACAGUAUGACAUAUAGACAUAGCAUAAUUUCAGGAAAGGUAUAUAAGGGAAACAACGUAACUGUGAGCUUGUGUGUGUCUGUGUGUUUAUCUUCUUCAUCUGUGGUGGACUUAGUUUUUCUAAGCAAAUACUGCUGUUAUAUAUAUAUAUAUAUAUGUGUGUGUGUGUGUAUAUAUAUAUUAAACCAGGUGACCACCAGAGGACAGCAUGAUGUCUUACCUAAUACCAUAUUCCUAUCGACCAGACCCUUUAUCUGGAUGUAGAUCAUAAUUGGCAAUUUGCUGCAUGUUGCCCUUGUCGGGAAUCCUCAACCGAAUUAUAUUGUUCACAUUAAAUAAAGAUACGGCCCAUAUGUAUUAUAUACUGCAAUGGUAGCCGUAGCCAAUGUUCCAUUACUUGAAAAUAGAAUAGUUAAUGCUUUACAGGCUUUUAAAAAACCUUGUAACCGUGCCUAUAAAUAUUACAUGAAUGUGCUUUAAUACCUCCUUCCACACCCAAGAGAUUUUAGUGCCAUUGUUACGACGUUGGCCAAUAAAAACUCCUCCAGUGUUUACACAUUAUAGUCAUGCACGUAAUUACACAACAAAGAUUUAGAGAGAAAUAUGGGAAAGGGGAAGAUUGAAAGGGUGUUGGCAAGGAUUGGUUGGCAGAGUGAUGAGAAAGCAAAUUAGCAAGGAGUAAAGGAAGUUGUUAAAAUGCCCUCACCACCAGAAGAUCCAUAUAAGAGUUCCUGACACCUGAUGACAGUCCUUCACGCUGGGAACAUCAGCAAUAACGUGUCAAGAAGAAUUAGCAGGAAACAGAACGACCAGACAACAGUAAAAUGAAGUUGGUGCUCCGAGACCUUCUCUUCAUCUUCUGUGCAGCCCAGACAAUAGGUGUCAGGAUCCAGUCAGACCCAGCAUCCAGCGGUGGUGUAAUACAGACAGAGCUGAAGACGACAGUGUCUCUGCUGUGCCAGCCCGAGGGCAGCGCCGAAACUGAGACUGAUGAAGAGCUGGUGUGGCUGAGAAACGGCGUUAUGGUCAGCCUGAAAGACGAUAAUAAAAUAGGACGCAGCAGCGUGUGCGUUACACCUGUUAUCUAUGAAGAUAACGAGGCUACGUUCACAUGUCACCUGAGCAACAAUGCCACACGGAGGGCCUCCAUCACCCUGAACGUCACAUAUCCUCCGGAGCUCUCUGGGUCAGCAGAGGUUUCUGUAGAGGACUCAGCAGACCUAAUCCUCAAUUGUGAUAUCUGGGCCAAUCCUCCAGUCUCGUCUGUGUUGUGGACACUGAAUGGAAGUGAAGUGGAUCUCGUAGCAGGUCGUUUCACAGUCAGUAACGAUGGCUUUACAGGUCGUUUGUCCAGCACAGGCAUUGAGAGAAGUCUCCAUGAGGGCGUUUAUCAAUGCACUGUGGUCUCUCCUAUGUAUGGAACAUUCAGCAAGUACUUUCAAGUCACAGUUACAGAAAAGACCAUUAAGUUUCCAUUGAUGCCCAUGAUAGCAGGGAUUGUGGUGGUCUGUCUAACGUCACUUCUGGCUGUAGUUGCUCGAUGGCGCACAUUCGUCAAGUGCUUCAAGUCAUGUAAAAACUAAAAGGCCUUCAACUACACCAGAAGAGCCCAAAAAAAAGUGCUGUUGGUUUAUAUUUGCCUUUUUUUUUAGAUUACAGUUUAGCAAAUGUGCAAUGACAUUUUGGUAGAAUGUGCUUUGGUGCUAUUUUUAACCUCGGUAGACAAGGUUAAAAAUAGUGGAGCAUAGAUCAAUUCACAGACGAGACCUUGUAUUAAUUUUAGAUUGUUUCCAUAACUGUGGACAAACCAUUGCACCAUUAAAUAAAUCACUAAGACUAAGACUAUUCAUAUUAGACCAUGAUACAAAUAAUAUUGUUAUAUUUUUUACCAGAUCACACAUUUUAUGUUAUAUUAAAGCAGACCUUUACAGAAUUAAUGUAAAGACCUAAGGUAAAAAUAUUUAUUUCAAAAAUACCUUUUAUUUACCCCUACAAAUUCCCUGUAACCCAUCUAUGUAAUUAUUAGGAAUCCAAAAGCUACGCCAAAUUUAAACACCUUAAUUAUCUAAUCUAAUCGUAGCCAAAUAAAGAUGAGAUUAUCCGUAAGACCAUUACUUUUCUGUUUUAAUGCACAAAUAAAUUACUUCUAACAUAACUUUAUUUUUGGGAGGGGUGAGGGGUUAUAGUUUCAGGAUGUAUUUGGUGUUGUUUGAUGACAACAUAUUGUAGAUGUUAAUUGGAAUAGCCUGGUGUUGUCAAGGCAUACGGUCCGUUGCCCAAUAAAUGUGUGUUUAAUUUUUUUAAAGUUAAUGUUAUAUUACUAUUUAAUGUUAAAAAAUGUCUUCUCCGGACAAUACAUGAAUAAAUAAUAGAUUGUUUUUUUUGUAAUUGCAAGAAUUUUAUAAACUAGUUAAAUGUCAAGAUAUACACUUAUUAUUGUUUGUCUAUAUGUUUUAUUCCCUUAUUUUAAACUUCCAGAAGGAUUCAAUAAAAUAUAUAUAUGUAUGAUAUAUGUAAUAUAUAUUGUAAUAUAUAUUCAAAAUCAUGCCUUGAUACAUUUGGCUGAUGUAUGCGGUGACUCUUUAAAGAAGUAGAACAACAAUACAAAAACCUGUUUAAUAAAUGUCAAACUCUUGGUGUCUGAACUUUAACUCCUGACUUAUGAUACAACCAAGGCUUGUUAAAAACAUGUUAUACAUUUACUCUUAAUGAGACCAAAAAAGGACAAGGACUACCAUGUCAUGUCAAGGUCAAGGUCUAAAGCUUUGUGAUCUUACCAAUAAAAAAUACCUUACAGCUUCACAUAAAACAGCAGGAUGAGCACGUUUGCCAGGAAGGCAGUUUCCUGAGGUGAGCAGUCGUCAUGGCAUCCUCAGUGAUGGAUGGAGUUGGCAGGGCUGUGGUGGGAGUGUGGCGGGCACAUACAGUUCUGGAUGAGUCUGAUGGUCCUGACAGCUCCCCAGAAGUCCCAGACCAUUUCCGCAAGCUUCGUUCUACGUCUUCACUCAACUCUCUGAGGAUGACGUUACGCAAACGUCUCCCACUUCGUUCGGUCCAGACCAACUCCCUUCCUGAGAAUCAGACUCAGACAAAGCCUAAGGAGCAACCAAAGCCAAGCACGAUGCGAAAACUAACACGAAGUGCACGGAAUUCUGUCACUGACCUCUACCAGAGGCUGCAAAAAUCGAAAGAGUUUUCACGUGAGGAUUGUUUGGUAGCAACCCCUGGCAAAGUCUAUGAUGAGGAGGGAAUGGAUGUUUCAAAUUCUCACACUCCAAGGUGCACCCCUGGUCGACGUGCAACACCCAGACGGACCCCGAGAUCGUCAUCCAGAUCUUGCCGUACACCAGGUUCUAGAGGAAAAAGAACCCCUGAGGCUGGAGUACGGGGAGUUAAAACAGGGGGAGGUAGGAGACAGUUGGUCCGAAUGGCAGCCCUGCGCAGCCCCUUUGCUUCACCCAACACCCAGAGCCAGAGGAUAAGGUUUGACAAAGAUUUGGAGUCGGUGUCUAGUGGACUCAGAAGACUUAAACAUCUGUCGAAGGCCUUUGAUGAAAUGAUUGGAAAAGACGACAGAACCAGCUCGUUGGCACAAUGUGGCGGAGCGCUGAUGAGAAAGCUGGAUCCCAGCGGUAAACUGUGUCGCUCCAACCUCACACGUCGAGCUACAAACCUUUCAAACACGGUCGAAGGUUGGGCCCACACCGCUGUGAACACUGUACGCAAACCCAACUAACCAACGUAAAUGUGUUGUGUAUCUGUGUAUGUAAAACGCAGGGCGUUUUUAGCCAUGUGUCUCAUUUAUCCUUGUUAGACUGUUACACACAUUAUUGUCGUGUUGAUACUCUAGAAAUGUCCCAUGUCUAUCUGUGCCUUCAUUUUCGUGUUAUGUUUAGAAGGCGACGCAUAGCGCCUAGAGUAGGUCUCGUGUUUACACAUCUAGGGUUAGCUUACAGUGGGUAAUAUACAGUAUCCUCUUUGUAACUACCAAAGGGUUUUCUUUGUGUACACAUUAUAGCUGCUACAACCAAAUGUGUAACCAAUCUGUUACAUUUUAAAACUAACACAUUUUUAGUUCAAUCUGCAUAAAAACAAAAUACUUUAAAAGAAAGACCAAAUGGUAUCUGCAGAACUAACGCAUCGUUUUCUGACAAAGGAAGGAUAAUUCUUUCCUUCUUCUACAUAUAGUAUAUAUGCAAUAAUUGUUACUAACGCGUUACUCUUUUUUUGUCAUUUGAUUGUGCCGAGUAGAAAAUGUGUUUUGUAUCAAAUUUGAAAAUUUAUAAAGCUUUGUAUGCGUUUUUAAUGGGAUUUGUGUGUUUUACAAUGUUUUAUGCAACUAUUGUGUUUGCAUAAAUUCUCUUAAAAUGUGAUUGGGAAGAGCUGGUGACUCAUUACUGUAAAAGAGGGACAUCAAAGGUGUUUUAAAGCCAUAUUCAAUAAGUUUCAAGUGUAAUGAAUCUCCAGCAAGCAGCCUAAAAUGAAACACAGUUUCUCAAAAAUGAAGCUGUGUUUAAAUGUGAAAAGAUGCAAUAAAACACUUAAGAUACGCUGA